UAUCCUUAUAAGAAUCCCUCGCUUAGUUCAGCAGAGCGAGCAAAAGAUUUAAUUUCACGAUUAACUCUUGAAGAAAAAGCAGUCUUAAUGUGUGAUCAAAGUGAUGCGAUCCCCAGACUUGGAAUUAAAAAAUUUAACUGGUGGAGUGAAGCGCUGCAUGGUUAUGCCAAUAAUGACAAUGUUACUGUUUUUCCAGAGCCCAUAGGUAUGGCAGCUUCGUUUGAUGAUCAGUUACUGUAUCGUGUUUUUGAUGCCGUAUCAGAUGAAGCUCGGGCAAAAUAUAAUCAAUGGAUUAAAAACGGUAAUGAAAACAAACGUUUUUUAAGCCUUUCGGUUUGGACUCCUAAUGUCAAUAUUUUCAGGGAUCCCCGUUGGGGCCGUGGACAGGAAACCUACGGAGAAGACCCUUAUCUUACUUCCCGGAUGGGAAUUUCAGUUGUCAAAGGGCUACAGGGCCCGGCAGAUGCCAAGUACCGUAAACUUUUAGCCUGUGCCAAACAUUUUGCUGUUCACUCAGGACCAGAAUGGAGCAGGCACGAAUUGAAUUUGAAUAAUGUAGAUCCUCGUGAAUUGUACGAAACUUACCUGCCGGCAUUUAAAGCACUUGUGCAGGAUGCAGAUGUGCGUCAGGUGAUGUGCGCGUAUCAACGCCUGGACGACGAACCAUGCUGCAGCAACACCAGAUUAUUGCAGCGUAUUUUAAGAGAUGAGUGGGGAUUUAAAUACCUGGUCGUUUCAGAUUGCGGCGCUGUAACUGAUUUUUAUACGACUCACAAAGUUUCAUCAGAUGCGGUACAUGCUGCAUCAAAAGCUGUCCUUGCAGGAACAGAUGUCGAAUGUGUCUGGGAGAAAUAUCCCUUUAAAGAACUGCCGGCAGCUGUUGCUAAAGAUCUCAUAAAAGAAGCCGAUAUUGAUAAGAGUCUGCUUCGCGUAUUAGUUGGUCGUUUUGAUUUGGGUGAAAUGGAUGAUGAUGCCAUAGUGCCGUGGGCUCAAAUUCCCGCAUCGGUUCUUAAUAGCAAAGAGCAUCAGUUCUUAGCACUUGAAAUGGCUCAAAAGUCAAUGACGCUUUUACAAAACAAAAACAAUAUUCUUCCUUUAAAUAAAUUAAUAAAUAAAAUA
This is a messenger RNA of Tuber aestivum (summer truffle), 1119 nucleotides long. NCBI's taxonomy places the organism in Eukaryota, Fungi, Ascomycota, Pezizomycetes, Pezizales, Tuberaceae. The record is from the annotation of a GenBank genome assembly.